This is a messenger RNA of Hydractinia symbiolongicarpus, 1024 nucleotides long. RefSeq lists its product as uncharacterized. The record is from RefSeq and is a predicted model, not a curated record. NCBI's taxonomy places the organism in Eukaryota, Metazoa, Cnidaria, Hydrozoa, Anthoathecata, Hydractiniidae. The transcript has 9 exons. The coding region runs from base 1 to 735 and encodes 244 amino acids.
AUGGGUAAAGUUGAAGAAGAGGCAAAGGAGGAUCAUGCUGAAGACAAGCAGCAACCGAACCAAGAUUUCACACCCCAAGAACAUAAGCAUGCUCACCAAUUGCAGAAUUUAACAUUUGCAAUAGACAAAAUAACAGAACAUGUUAAAGUACAGACAAAUUUCUUGAAAAAACCAGUAAACAAGCAGUUGAAUAUCACCGAAAAACUGAAUAAUGAGACAAGGGACAUUAGUUCUCGUGUUACGACUUUGGAAAAUUCUACGUCUUUUAUAAACAUUCAGACAAGCAAUAUUGUUAGAAGAAUUGCCUCGGAAGAACGAUCCACAUUAUCAGUAAUCAACCAAAUCAGCGCUUUACGGACUAGUUUAUCAGCACAAGGAACAUUAACAAACAGAUUAAACACUCAGGUAAACACGAUUUCCAACAAAAAAACUGUGCUUGGAAACAAAAUUCAAAGCCUGGAUAACAAGCUUCAAUUUUUCCAAGAUACUGAUGCUUUUAGAGCUUUCAAGCGAUGCACCUGGCAAAGUGGUGAAGGCACUGAAAAUGGAAGUUAUAGCAACGAUGUUAAUGCUGGAAGCCCUGUAACCAAGAAUGAAUGCAUAAAGCUUUGUAUCAAGAAGAGUGCCGGGUACAAUGGAGCAAUUUAUCACAUCAGUAGUAAAGGGUGCUCCUGUUUAAGCAAUAUGAAUGGAAGAGAUUCAGAUGGCAGUUACGUUUCUUGUUACAUUAGAUAAAAAAACAUACUUUUUUUGCGUUAGCAUGUAUUAUGAAGAAUGUAACGAUUUUUUUAUGUAACUUGAAAAUGGUGAGGAAUGAAGUAAGAAGACUUACUUCAUUCCUCACCAUUUUCUCUCCACCAUUGUUUUUUAACACGCAAUAUUUGUCAAUUAUUCUGUUUUUAGUGAUGUAAAUUGCUACGAAGCAUUUUUAGUUUUAAGUUUAUCCAAAAUUAAGUCCUUCUUAUUCCCAUUUCAAUCAACAGAUUCGUGUGUUCCAGAUCCUUGGAAAGGAUGGCACUUGGUG